CUAUAUGUAAUUUUAUCAAAACGUAUAAUAAUAAACAAGACUGAGCGCACAAGCCAAGUCACUUCACCCGUUUAAGUGCACAUAAACAUGUUUUGUAGCGUACAAGUAAAUCGCACGUGUUGCUUGCUCAAAAUAAGGUGUGACGUCAUUUCAUUUUCAUUUUAUUUUGUUAAAACUAACAUUUUGGGUUCCAUUCAUGUGAACAGAACAAUUUCAUUAUUAACUAUUGGCCCUAGUUUUCAACUUCGGUUGCAUUUACAGCAAUGAUGAUGUCAGUGAUAAAAUAUUUAGAAUUAUGGGUAAACAUGCUUUUAUUUAUUUCAUUACUUUUUCGUAAACCGUAUUUGGCGCCAUGAAAUAGAAUCACGCAACUUUUAUACGAGCGCCCCCUGUUGGCCAGGUAAUACGUACCACCUUACGUUAUCAGUAUGGCGACUGUGCGUGUUUUGUGAUCAGCACCAGGUGUAGAGUAUACAGAUAAAAAAUGGCAAAACGUUACCAGCCAGAUAUUGUUGGGGACGAUGAAUUAGCCUAUGAUAACGAGCUCCAGCCUCAUCUGGGUCGAUUGCAGUUUGAUAACGAAGGAUUCACCCCAUUUGAUUUCAACGACCCAGAAUCUACUGAUAAUAUUCCACAGUCUGUCAAGGAAAAUGUAGGGUCAGAGGUCAAAAUAGAUCAAGAUCAAGGUCAGACAGUCACACCUACCACUCAACAAAAUGGUGGCACUAUCAAUGAACCAUCAGUGACAAUUUUGACACCUAAUCAAAACGGGAAUGCUCAAUCUGAAAAUACUCCAGUCCACUUUAACAGGUCUUCAGAAUCAACUAUAAAAUCAAAAUCAAGUGAACCUAGAGUAAAUGGAGGACAUGGUAAAGACCACCGUGUGAUCCAAACAGCCAGUCUCCAGGAAGCACAGAGGUGGAGGGAUUUGGAGCGCCAGCGUCCCCUGCGACAGCGCCACAUCUUGUUGUUAAAAGUCUUCGGAAUUAUUGCUUGCGUUUUCUUCUUUCCAACGGGUAUACCUGCUGUGUACUAUGCUUUUAAAACUGAAAAAGAAUUUGAUGAGGGGAUUAUGCGAGGAAACAUAGACGAAGCACAGAGAUGUGCAAGAAAGUCAGAAAGAUUCAUAAUAUUUUCUGGGCUUCUGGCCAUUCUGACAGCUGUGAUAGUUUUUGCUGUGGUAGAACGAUCGUUGAUGGACGAACAGGCUUACUGGGACAGUCACAGUUCCAGUCGUGUGCUACCUCCAUAGAAUACUGGAGACAAUCACCUGAUGAUAAAAUAGGGUAUACCUACAUGUGUUUUUAAAAAGUUAUGCUUCAGGUUCUUUAAAAACUUUCACAUAGGAUAAGAAUUUGCUGAAGUAAGAAAAAAAUUGCUUAAAUUAUGGAAUCUUUGAGACACUGGCUAAUUCACCCAAGAGAAACUUGUCAAAAUGGUAAUUUUUCUUCAUAACUUAGUAAUAUAUUUCAGAAACUAGAAAAAAAGUAAUGAGCAUGCCAUUCUCUUUAAACUUUAGCUCACAAGGUAUGAGGUUAACUUUUGAAGCUAUUAGCAUAAUUUAUUUGUGUGACCUUAAAAGUUGUUGUUAUUUUAGGUCACAGAUGUUAAGUGUACUCGGAACUUCUUUUUAACCACUUUAAUGCCUGGAUUUAAUGGUAUUUGGCAUGUUAAUGAUCUUUCGUUGUUUUAACCAUGUGGGUAAAAUGCUACAAGAGUCCUAAGAGCUUGUAUUGAAGACUAUUUUAGUGGUGUUGGAAAACUCUGUUUAAUGCUGAAAUGAUACUUAUUGAUUGUCAGGGGUAUAUUUUGUACAAUAUGCAUAUGUAUUCAAUCGGACAUUUACAAACGAGAAGAGCAAUGCAGGCCCAAUGGGCCUUUUAUAAAGUUUUUAUAUUGUAAAAUUGAAUUUUGAUUUAUUAAUGCAAAAUUUGAAUUAUUCAUGUUCAACAGUUGAUAUAAAACUCUCUAAAUAUUAUUUUUGUACAAGAGUCUAAAAGACUAGAAAAACCUAUGAUUUAAUAUUUUUUUUAAUAAAUUUCCAUCGUAAUUAUUAACUGACUGCCGUCCAACCUGUUAAUAUUUGAUCUAAUUUAAGCUUGUGGAUUUGGAGAGGAGUAGGUAUUCUCAAAAACUCUUAAAAU
Molecule: messenger RNA, 2144 nt
Organism: Mizuhopecten yessoensis (Yesso scallop)
Lineage: Eukaryota; Metazoa; Mollusca; Bivalvia; Pectinida; Pectinidae
Exons: 2
Coding region: 485-1252 (255 amino acids)
Cellular component (GO): membrane
Source: RefSeq, a predicted model, not a curated record